Molecule: messenger RNA, 1401 nt
Organism: Belonocnema kinseyi
Lineage: Eukaryota; Metazoa; Arthropoda; Insecta; Hymenoptera; Cynipidae
Product: zinc finger protein 845-like
Exons: 5
Coding region: 1-1401 (466 amino acids)
Biological process (GO): regulation of transcription by RNA polymerase II
Cellular component (GO): nucleus
Molecular function (GO): DNA-binding transcription activator activity, RNA polymerase II-specific; RNA polymerase II cis-regulatory region sequence-specific DNA binding
Source: RefSeq, a predicted model, not a curated record
AUGUACAAGUGCGAAAAGUGUAUGCGAAACUACAGACAAAAAAGAUAUUUGAGUUAUCAUCAAAAAUACGAAUGCGACGUCACACCACAGUUCAGAUGUCAAGAUGGUUCUCUGAAAAUAUCUAGCAGACCAAAUUGUAAUCUGACACGUAGAAAGAAAUUGCAUAUUAAUGAUUGGAAACACCAAAGAGAAGAGCACAAUCUUAUUUCUGAAAUAAAUCAAUUGGAUGGAAGACGUAUAACUACGGAUAUUUCUUCUGAAAAUUAUUCUGUUACCAAAACUUCAAUUGAAUAUGACAUUGAUGCAACUUUGGAAAUCAAGGAGGAAGUCAUAAAAGAUCCAGAGACUUCUUCCGACAAAAUUACGAGUCAAAAUCACCAUAUAAAAUAUGAGUUAAAAUUAUGCACUGUAGAUAUAAGAGGGGAUGAUAUUUUGUCUGCUAGCAAACCGCAGGGGCAAACGAAGCGGAAAAUUCAGGAAUCAAAACAGGAACCGGAAAAGAAUUACGCAUGUGAUAAGUGUGCUCGAACCUAUAAAAAGAAACGUUAUUUGUCUGAUCAUAAAAAAUACGUUUGUAACGCCAUCGCACAGUUCGAAUUUCAAAAUAGAUCUGGGAAAACAACUGCAAGGCCCAAAUGUAAAUCAAAAUGUGAGGCGAAAUCGUCUACCAAUGUUUCGAAAAACCAGAGUGAAGAGCACAAUCGUAUUUCUGAAGUAAAUCAAUUGAAAGAGAGAUGUGCCUGUAUAACUACUGACAUAUCUUCUAGAAAUUAUUCCGAUGACAAGCCUUUAAUUGAAUACAACAAUGACGAAACUUGGAAAAUCAAGGAUGAAGGCAUCCAAGAUCGAGGGACCUCCUCGGAAAAAGUUAUGAAUGAAAGUAAUGACAAGAAAUUUGAGUUCAUUUUAUGUACUGCAGACGUAAGACUAGAUGAUAAUUUGGCUAAUAUAAAACCACAGAGGCAAAGGAAGCCGAAAAUUCCGGAAGCAAAACAGGAACUGCAAAAGAAGUACACAUGUGAAAAAUGUGCGCGAAGCUAUGCACAGAAACAUAAUUUGACUGCUCAUGAAAAAUACGAGUGUAACGUCAUCCCACGGUUCAAGUGCAAAUUCUGCCAAAAACGAUUCAAACGGAAAAAUCACUUGUGUAGCCAUGUGGAUAGCGUUCAUCUUAAAACGGAUUUGCAGACAUCAAAAACGAGGCAUAAUUGCGAUAAAUGUUCUCGAAGUUACUCUUGGCUAAAAGAUUUAAAUCGACAUAAACGUUCAGUACACGAAGAAAACGAACUAAAGGUAGUUUGCGAUUAUUGUGGCUAUAAAACUUCCCGGAAAGGUGUCCUGACAGAACAUAUUUCUUCACUUCAUCUGAAGGAAUGGACGAAACGAAACAUCAAACGUUAG